AUGACUUAUUGUGCUAAGAAAAGGAAGGAAUCGAUUUAUAUCUUUGUUUUUAUCUUUGUCAAAUACAGAAGCAUUUUUCACUCUCAACCCGACUCAACAAAUGUCCAUCAGUUUUUUUCUAACGAAAUUUUUAUGAAAUAAAACGAUUUUUACGACGAGGACCAAGUUAAAUACGUAAUAAAACGAAAUCAUGUCAAUUAAAGACGAUAACAUUCCACUAGCUGAUGAUGAUCCACAAGCCAUCAUUGAAGACACGAAUGACAAUAUCAAUCGAGCUAAAUCAAGUGAUUCACUACCAAGCAUGUAUAACAACGAUGGAUCCAGUUCAAGUCUAGAACCGGACAUAAAUCCCGAUGAACAAGAGGAAAAAGCACGAUUGAUUUCACAAGUACUCGAACUGCAGAACACACUUGACGAUCUAUCGCAACGAGUCGAUGGUGUAAAGGAGGAAAAUCUGAAACUUCGUUCAGAAAACCAAGUGUUGGGCCAGUACAUUGAAAAUUUGAUGUCCGCAUCGUCUGUGUUUCAGUCGACAAAUACAACGACCAAAAAGAAAUGAACAAAAUCGAAUCAAAACUACGUGAAAAUCUCAAAUAGCAGUAUUUCUUUUAUUUGAUCGCUUGAAUUCAGAGAGAAAACGAUGAACACACAAGUGCUUUUGCUGGUUCUAGGCUAAUGAAUUCUAUUUAUCUUAUAUUAUCUUUAUUUGCACUUACUAAUUUACCAACCAAGAUUGGCUCAAAUCAAAAGGCAUUUCGCAAAUCAGAUGGCUUUUUCUCGAGAGAUUUGUGUUUUUUCCUCUCAUUUUUUUAUGUUUUUAAAAUCAUCGAUCAAUAACAUAUUCAUAACCUUGUUGCUCUCUUUGUAUUAUAUAAAAUCGUUGAUAACGUUCAACAGCUUUUACAUCGUUGUUCAGAAAUAAAUUCCAUAUAUUGUAACUGGCAUUCCGUUCAUCGACAGCGGAAACAAGA
This is a messenger RNA of Contarinia nasturtii (swede midge), 971 nucleotides long. Its product is annotated as short coiled-coil protein B. Bases 191 to 559 code for a protein of 122 amino acids. The record is from RefSeq and is a predicted model, not a curated record. NCBI's taxonomy places the organism in Eukaryota, Metazoa, Arthropoda, Insecta, Diptera, Cecidomyiidae. The transcript has 3 exons. Gene Ontology annotation, cellular component: trans-Golgi network.